This is a messenger RNA of Drosophila gunungcola (fruit fly), 745 nucleotides long. RefSeq names its product translation initiation factor IF-2. The record is from RefSeq and is a predicted model, not a curated record. Bases 200 to 568 code for a protein of 122 amino acids. The transcript is spliced from 2 exons. NCBI's taxonomy places the organism in Eukaryota, Metazoa, Arthropoda, Insecta, Diptera, Drosophilidae.
CCAUAUCGGAUCGUAUGCUAAUUUCUUGCUGCCUUGCCAGCACCUGGCAUUUAGGCCACUUUUGGAGCCAAGUGUUUGACAAUUUGGAGCGUCCAUUAGCCAGGCCUUCUCCUUCUCCAAAGACUAUAAAAACAAAGACUCGAUCCAAGACAAUGCAUAUUCAGUUUUUGGACUCUGUGACAGCAGCAAUCUCUUAGAAAUGCAGCAAUUGUUGGUUAUUGUAUCCCUGGGAUUGCUGGCCAGUGUGGCAGCCAAGCCAGCUUUGGACCAAGCUCUGUUUUCGGCUGGGUCACCUUUCGGUUUCUAUCCAGGAUCGGCUGCUCCGAUUGCCGCCUACACAGGAGCUCCGUUUGCUGCCGCGCCUUUUGCUAAUCCUUUGGGUGCUUCCCCUUUGUCAGCAGUGUCCAGCAGCCAGCGCUUGGACUACUUUAACCAGUUUAAUGCCGCCUUUGCCCCGACUGCUCCUGCUCGCAUCCUGGCUGCUGCCCCAUUUGCUUCCGCUGGCGCCCGCCUCAUUCAACCAACUCGUUUGAUUGCUCCUGGAGGACCGGCACCAUAUUUCUUUUAAUAAAUUCAAAAUCUUUGACCUAAAUAUUUAAUUUAUAAAUAAAAGUACAUGUUGGUUAACCACGAAAACUGUGUCAAGACCAUGUCUGAAUGAGCUUCAACUUUUGCUCAGUUGGCUACGCGCCAAGUACAGUGAUUUCUCGUAGUAUGUGAAAAAUUUCAUAAAAUCGAUUAAUAC